AUGACUGACGUCAACCUGUCAGCUUGUUGUAUCAUAGGGGAUGAAAUAUUAUCUGGCAAGACACAAGAUACCAAUUCUCAUUAUUUAGCAAAAACACUGUUUGAUAUAGGUAUUGAACUAAAGACAAUACACGUUGUAGGAGAUACAGUAGAGGCCAUCACCAAAUCAGUCAAAGAACUCUCUUGCACUCAUGACUAUGUAUUCACAAGUGGAGGCAUAGGCCCCACACAUGAUGAUAUUACCUAUGCAGCCAUUGCUUCAGCAUUCAACCUCGAAUUAAGACUGGAUCAACCUACACUAGACUACAUUCAAUCUCAACUCAUCAAGCGAAAUCAACCUUUAUCCCCGCAUCAUGCACGUAUGGCUACUUUUCCUUUUCCUGCUACUCUCUUGAGAGAAACAAAGAUACCAGUUGUGAUUGUUCAAGACAAUGUCUAUAUUUUACCUGGUAUCCCUCGUCUUUUCCAGUUCUUGGUAGACACAUUACGACCCAAAUUAACCACAGGCCGUUCUUUCUAUCGUUACCAAAUCACCACCUCUCAGCCUGAAGUUAUGAUUGCAGACACAUUGACUCAGUUUCAAACAAAACAUCCAGAUGUGAAAAUCGGCAGUUAUCCCGUCUGGCCAGAUCAACAUGUCCUGAUCACUGUCACCUCACACGACAAAUCAACGACAGAACACAUUGGUCAAGCACUCACACAAGCCAUUCGGGCCAAAUUAUGA
Molecule: messenger RNA, 723 nt
Organism: Gilbertella persicaria
Lineage: Eukaryota; Fungi; Mucoromycota; Mucoromycetes; Mucorales; Choanephoraceae
Product: MoaB/Mog domain-containing protein
Exons: 4
Coding region: 1-723 (240 amino acids)
Source: RefSeq, a predicted model, not a curated record